Messenger RNA from Electrophorus electricus (electric eel), 1485 nucleotides. It is a transcript of the gene tmem176, whose product is annotated as transmembrane protein 176. Gene Ontology annotation, cellular component: membrane. Lineage: Eukaryota; Metazoa; Chordata; Actinopteri; Gymnotiformes; Gymnotidae. The record is from RefSeq and is a predicted model, not a curated record.
UUCAUUUUACUGACAUUGGUGUAAUCGUAGUGGAAAGUUUCAAGGAGUUUAAAGUAUUAAACAUUUUUUACACAGACGUACAACUUCCAGCUAAAACGGAUUCGUCCUUUCAACGGAUUUUUAGUUUACGCCCUGAGAGAAUGGCAGUGACAGUUUCCAGUGAUUUGUCUGUCACAGUAAGUGCAGAUCAGAAUGUGGAAAAAUUAAUAGACAAACGGGAGGCACUGAAAGAGAGCUUAAAGAAAGGGGAGUCCAAGGCAGUUGGGGUCUCCCAGGUGAUGCUGGGAUUUCUCAUCAUCUCCUACUCUGUGCCACUGCUCUCGGCUGACUUUACAGAGGUGCUCAUGUUUGGCGUACCAUGGUGGAGUGGCUUAAUAUUUGUCAUUGCAGGAGCUUUUACUUUAGUAAUGGAAAAAUGUAACACCAUAGAAAUGGUCUUUGCAUCCUUGGUGGUCACAGUGCUGGCUACAGUCAUCUCAGUCAUUGCACUGAUCAUCUACAUCAUUGACAUGAUGAAUAACCCCGAAACAAAAUGCAAGCUGGACUCAACCCAGACAUGUGACCAUAGGCAUUAUGCCACUAUGUUCAAUCUUGGAAUUAAGUCAAUUCUCGUCUGCCUAUACACGGUGGCCACUAGCAUUUCCUCUGCUUUCUCCAUCAUUCUGUACAAAGAAAGGGAAAGAUUUAACAACUACUCGCUUGUGCUCUGAAGAUGUCUGCUGCUGGCUCCGGACUUCUAGCAACCACUCAGCUGUCAUGCACCCUAAAUCUUAAAACUCUAAAUACUAUCAUCAGAUAAUCUUAAAUAUAUUACUUGGUAUUACAGAGAGUAUACAUACUGAAGUGUAUCUUUAUUGUGUUAACAUUUGCUAAACUACAUAAAUUACAUAAACCGUACUAAAGUUAUAUAUGGCAUUGUGAAAGAGUUAAAUUUCUUCUGUAAGGAAGUUCUGGCCCUGAUAGACCUGUUCUCUUGCACAGACAGUGAGAGCAGUAUUAUAUUCGAUCUUGCAGCUGGUGACUUUUUAAACUUCCAAAAUUGUUCCUUUAGGAUUUCUCUCUCAUGACAACAGAAAUACUUUUCUGCCUAUUUAAUAGGAAACAGCCUAUAUUGUUGACAGUUAGUCUGUCAUAUAGCUAGCUGUUUUUUGAAUUCCCCAAAUUUGCAACUUUAAAUCCCUUAAUCAAUUAAUCACGUACAUGUUGCUUUUUUCUUAAAAUGUAACUAUAACAUUUACAUAACAUGUUUAAGUUGUUUUUGCAGUUUUUAGAAUAAAUAUUUACUUGAUUGGGAUGCAUACAUGCAAAAUUUGUAAGGAAAAACAUGAACAUUCAGGGCACUUAUAUUUUCAUGUUUUUUCAUAUAUUUCAAAAUGAUUGUAUACUAGAUCUUAUCUGAAUGUUUUAGAAUCUUAUCUGAAUGUUGUUUGAAGGUUGCCCUUUUGUAAAGAUUUUUCUUUUUAUAAAAAUAUGUUUGAACAAAAA